Molecule: messenger RNA, 900 nt
Organism: Papaver somniferum (opium poppy)
Lineage: Eukaryota; Viridiplantae; Streptophyta; Magnoliopsida; Ranunculales; Papaveraceae
Exons: 3
Coding region: 1-900 (299 amino acids)
Molecular function (GO): nucleic acid binding; RNA-DNA hybrid ribonuclease activity
Source: RefSeq, a predicted model, not a curated record
AUGGAUAAAGUUCAACGAUCUUUCUGGUGGGGAAAGGAGGAAGGAAAAGGUUUAUAUUUCAUCUCAUGGCCUGUAGUAAGCAAAGACAAAGCUCAAGGUGGCAUGGGUUUUCGUGACUUGUCUUCCUUCAACAAAGGUCUCCUAGCACGAACAGCAUGGGGACUAUGCAACGAACAACAACAACUCUGGUCUUCAACCAUGAAACAAUGCUACUUGCCAAACACUAAUGUUAUGCAUGCAAAAAAGAAACGUAACUCUUCCUGGGCUUGGCAGAGUGUGCACAAUAUGAUGGGUUUUAUACGUGAAUUCAGUUGCUGGGUCAUUGGAGAUGGAGGUACAGUUCGCAUUUGGGAGGAUAUUUGGCUGCCGAGAAGAAACAUAUCACCAAUCCCAAUCGUUCCUACAACAGAGGCGUACAACUUCAAUGAGAUAAUGGCCAGAGUUCAACAUUACAGUGGUGCUAUCUGCAAAAUAUACAACCAGACAUUGGAGACAACAAGCCAUAUCCUUAUGGAAUAUAACUUUACAAAAGCUGUUUGGUUCACAGUCCCAGGGGCUCUUCACAGUAUUCAAAGACACGAUCAUGAUGUUGCAGCAUGGAUAAAAAGCUGGUUCACAAACGACAUGAAUGAUCUUGUUGAGGACUGGACAGUUCGAAUGGCUAAUACAGCCUGGGAAAUAUGGAAGGCUCGCUGCAACUUUACUGUGAACGCAGAGCAGGCGGAAUGUGGUGGUCUACUUCAGGCUAUGAUUUGGGCUCAAGAGGAAGGACUGCAACAUGUAUGUUUCGAACUUGAUGCACAAGUCGUAGUUGAAGCUGUCAAUGGUGAUCAUCAUAAAGUCGCAUGGGAGAACCAAUCUUUGGUUUUAGACAUCAAACUUAUGCUUAGCAGUAAUUAA